AUGGAUCAAGAAGUAUCUCUGGAGAAAUUGUUGGAAUUGUUUGAUAAUUUCACCGCAACUAGCUUACAAAAUUUGCCACGACGACACACGGUUGUGUCAGAAGACCAUACGAGAAGCGUCAUUGACAGCUCGAGCCUGACAGCGCGUGGCGUGGUUGUGGCAGAGUGUCCGUGUGAAGAUGGGCCUCGUCUCGAGCCCCUUCCCAUAGCAAAGAGCAGCCGUGGGGAGAGAAACCGCAGAUUUCCCUGCAAACACAUACCGGUCGAACUUGGACCUGUCGGGUUCGACAUUGUUUACAAAUUGUGGACGCUACCGUACAAUUUUCUUUCAAGAAUUGUUUGUGCGACUGCGUCUAUAAUAGUCAGGAGACGGAGAGGUUUCCAAGCCCGUAUCGAAGAGGAUUCUACCGCCCCAAGGGCCCUGAUGAAAAUGGACUCGGAACUGCUGCACUCGCCGGCCGUGUGCCUGGCUGAGGAGGAGGAGGCGGACAUGAGCGACUGGAACCUGCCGCUGGCCUUCAUGAAGAAACGCCACUCAGAGAAGAUCGAGGGCUCCAAGGCCCUAGCCCAGAGCUGGAGGAUGAAGGACAGGAUGAAGACAGUGAGUGUGGCCCUGGUGUUGUGUCUCAACGUGGGUGUGGACCCACCUGACGUGGUCAAGACCUCACCCUGCGCCAGACUGGAGUGCUGGAUCGACCCUCUGUCCAUGAGUCCACAGAAAGCCCUGGAGACCAUCGGGGCCAACCUGCAGAAGCAGUAUGAGAACUGGCAACCUAGGAGGGAUCUGUAA
This is a messenger RNA of Coregonus clupeaformis (lake whitefish), 789 nucleotides long. RefSeq lists its product as uncharacterized. The coding region runs from base 1 to 789 and encodes 262 amino acids. Gene Ontology annotation, biological process: positive regulation of protein serine/threonine kinase activity; cellular response to starvation; positive regulation of cell growth. Gene Ontology annotation, molecular function: protein-macromolecule adaptor activity. The record is from RefSeq and is a predicted model, not a curated record. Lineage: Eukaryota; Metazoa; Chordata; Actinopteri; Salmoniformes; Salmonidae. Gene Ontology annotation, cellular component: TORC1 complex; cytoplasm. The transcript is spliced from 6 exons.